AUGAACUACACCAGGAUUUUAUUGUUCGUUUUUCUAAGCGUUUGCUACACAUACCAGGUCUCGCAGAUCAUUCUGGUCAAUCUCGAGGGAGUCGAUUGGAGGGAAGAGGUCGUGGAAACCUUGCGGAAAGAAGGGAAUUUGGCUGAGGUCGCUAUAUCCGCAGAGACUCAUUUCCAGUUUGGAGUCUCAAACCCAACAUUUUAUUUCGUCGAGUUUUAUCUCAAGAAGUCAUCGAUUUCGAUUUCGCAUUCUUCUCUCCCCAAGUACAUGUGUUUCUCUCUCAACUGGACGAGCGAGCUUUCGAUGCAAGUUGUACAUCAGAACCCGCUGAUUUUCAAGUCAAGCCUGCUGUUCUUCUGGGUGCCUGAAAAUAUCCUAGAGUUGGAUCCAUAUCAUAUGACGAUGGCUUUCCACGACGUGGACGGGAGUAGCGCCGGUGAACGUCCAGGAAUUGUUCUUGAGCCCUCAGGCGAAUACGUUUUCAACAUUGAGCAGAGGGAGAUCGUCUAUUUGCCAAAACCGUACGAUACCGACUGCACGGACUAUCUGACGUGGCCUCGGCACCCAGAGCUCAAAUCUAUCUUGACGAAGGCGAUGUGCGAGCAUGAUUGUAAGAACGAGAUACUCUUGGAAAAAUGUGGGUGUUUAUCAGAGGAUUAUCCUGCUCGGCACCUGAUAAAUACUACUACCUGUUGGACGAAUAGUGAAUGUCAAAAGGGGUAUUCAGGUAUGAUCGCUAAGACCUGCUCGAAACGUUGCGGGAAGGCCUGCCACAACAUCAUUUACGACGCCAAACAGGCCCAUUCCAAAAUGUACGAUCCACAAGAAGAGGGCGAAUACUACAUCAAACUCAUUCUCUUAAUGACGUCACGAAACGUCGACGUGAUGGAGUUCAUCCCGGCUCUGACUUUCACCCAAGUGCUAGGUCUCAUUGGCGGAUACCUCGGGCUUUGGCUCGGUCUAUCGCUGGUCACGAUAAUCAGCGGAACUUUCUUCUUCGUUGCCAAGGCUGUCGUGAACAGGAUCCGGGGUGACGUCUACAAUAUCCUCGCGGUCAACUGUAUCUACCGGACCUUACGUUUUCUGUGCAUGUGUAUCUGUGUUUACGCUUGCGGACUCGCCAUUUUCGUAGAUACCGGAUCAUAUUUGAAAUAUAGAACGACAGUCCGAGUCGAUCGCGGUAAUCUCUCCGCCCUGGAGUUUCCUGCCUUGACGAUCUGCAAUAUUCAAGCGAUAAACUUCUCCCGUGUCUGUUGGGAGUACGACGGCACCGAGUGCAAAACGAGCGAUCCCGAGGCGAUACUAGGGAAUCGAUUGACCCUGGUCAAAGAACUCAUCAAGUUCAGCUAUCCUAUCUCGGAAUUCGUUCUCGCAUGCCAGCUAAAGUACAGGGACUAUGUCUGCAAACCUGCGGACUGCCUCCAUCUCUGGAAAAUACAAUAUACCUAUUUGAAAACGGGAGUUUGCUACACGUUCGAUCCGGGCCUUCUGCAAGAAUAUCGGGACUGUAAAGAGCCUUGGAAAUACGAACUCAGUGUCAGACUCGGCGCCACGUCUUCGAAGGAAAUAACACUUUCGGGGUUCUUGCACCAACAGAACACCUUUACAUCUGCCAUGCCAAAUACGUUCAUGUUACGGACGGGAAAGAUUUACAUGGUGACGGCCGAACAGAAGACCUUCUCUGCCCUUCCUCGCCCGUAUGAAACGCAAUGCGCCGAUUACGUCCGGAUUGCGAAUCGCAUGAACUACACCGAGGGAAAUAGAGAACCCCAGGUAUUGUGGCUCAUUGCCGGAGUAACUCUCCUGGGCUUCCAAGCUGUGCUAUCUUGGCUCCAAGAGAUCGGAGGAAGUCGACGGAAGACUUGA
This is a messenger RNA of Galendromus occidentalis (western predatory mite), 1866 nucleotides long. RefSeq lists its product as uncharacterized. NCBI's taxonomy places the organism in Eukaryota, Metazoa, Arthropoda, Arachnida, Mesostigmata, Phytoseiidae. Bases 1 to 1866 code for a protein of 621 amino acids. The transcript is spliced from 13 exons. The record is from RefSeq and is a predicted model, not a curated record.